AUGGCCCUACAGUCUCCUCUAGCAGACGUCAAGCGCCUUGCAAAGCACUGGAAGACCGAGUUCUUGUGGCGUGACGUCGAAGCCACGUUGAACGAGCUACCCAACUAUCGUCAAAGCGUCAAGGUCAACAGCUUCGAUCCCAUCGAUGUGCAUAUCGUCUGGAAGAAGAGCUCGAAUCCCAAUGCUAUCCCGCUGUUAUUUGUCCACAGAUGGCCUGGAUCCUUCAUCGAAAAGAAUGGUGGGCCUGCCUUUUAUGUCGUUGCACCAUACAUGCGAAACUUUGGGUUCAGCUCGAGAGUUACGAAGUCUGGAUUUGCGCUGUCGCAAUACGCAGAGACAUGUCAUCGCCUGAUGCAGCAGCAGGGUUACGAGAAGUAUGUGACCCAGGGUAGAGAUUGUGGAUUCCACAUCACCAGUAUCCUGAGCAUCUUAUAUCCUGAUUACGUUCUGGCAAAUUAUAUCAACAUGGUGAGGGCUCGACUGCCGAGCUUCGCCUCUCAGCCCGCGCUUGCUCUUCAGCAUGCUCUGACACCAUACACUGAGGCAGAGCAGAAAGGCAUCGAGCGCUUAGACUGGUUCAUUGACCAACGCCAAGCUUACCAAACCUUACACGCCACGAAGCCACAUACUAUCUCGUACACCUUUGCAGACAGUCCCGUCGCCCUGUUGGCUUGGAUCUACGAAGAGUUGGUAGAUUGGACGGACAACUAUCCUUGGACCGACGAUGAGAUCUUGACGUGGAUCAGUAUCUACUGGUUCAGCACGAGUGGACCGAAUGUACAUAUCAGGAUUUACUACGAGGCACAGCACAAUCUAACAGAUAAGGUUCUAAACAGUGACCGCGCGAGUCAGUGGCGGGACAGAGUGAAAUUGGGACUGGCGCACUUCCCGAAGGAACUCAGUGUUAUGCCGAAGAUUUGGCGCCGAACGAUGGGUCCUGUCGUACUCGAAAGCACCAACGACAAAGGAGGACAUUUCGCUGCUUGGGAAGACCAGAUGCCAUUUUCAGGGACCUCCAGGAGAUGUUCGGCAAGAAGGGGCAAUGUUACAAGAUUGUGCCUGGCAGGAAUGGAUAUUAGAGACGUAGAUUCGAGCCGCGUGUAAAGGAAGCUUCGAGCAAAGGAAGUCAUUUACUUAGGCAGUAAGCCGAAGCAAACAUCUGUUGAUUGUUACUGGCUUUGAUUUACAACCGAGGCUGCCAAUAGAUCCGGAGCUUGUAGAACGCUCUACCUUCUGCUGUUUGUGCCGCUGAAAGUAUACAGCAGAUUUCCGUGAGUACCCUUCCAGCUCAGGCGACUUCCGAACCGUCAGGGCACCCUUCUCUCCAACCCACAUUCCCCCGAUUCGUUCCCCC
This is a messenger RNA of Macroventuria anomochaeta, 1354 nucleotides long. Its product is annotated as alpha/beta-hydrolase. The transcript has 3 exons. Lineage: Eukaryota; Fungi; Ascomycota; Dothideomycetes; Pleosporales; Didymellaceae. The coding region runs from base 1 to 1104 and encodes 367 amino acids. Gene Ontology annotation, molecular function: epoxide hydrolase activity. The record is from RefSeq and is a predicted model, not a curated record. Gene Ontology annotation, biological process: epoxide metabolic process.